Messenger RNA from Dreissena polymorpha, 2734 nucleotides. RefSeq lists its product as uncharacterized. Gene Ontology annotation, cellular component: mitochondrial outer membrane. The transcript has 9 exons. The record is from RefSeq and is a predicted model, not a curated record. The coding region runs from base 769 to 2049 and encodes 426 amino acids. Gene Ontology annotation, biological process: mitophagy by internal vacuole formation; mitochondrial protein catabolic process. Lineage: Eukaryota; Metazoa; Mollusca; Bivalvia; Myida; Dreissenidae.
UGAUAAAAGUGUUGUCAUACGUUUUCUGAACAACCUUUUUUAUUUAAAUAGAGAUUGCAUCUGUAGUGACGAUGACCUCCGCUAUAGCUUAAUUGUCAUAAUGUACCAGGAAACUAUUUGUUGGUAUAGGUCCCUGAAUGUACGUAGAAGAUUCUAAUAGUCAUGCUAUAACAAUUAUACGAUGAAAAGGGGAUGUUAUGCCAUUUUAACGCGGAAUAAUUAACACUUUAACGCACAUGUAAUACUCAAUGUAAGAAGAAACCAUUCAUUUUAAAAGGCUUUAUGUUGGUGAAAAUUGUAGGAGUGCGUUGUGGGACAAGUUGUUUCUACGGAAAGAUAGACAGACGUAAGGGCGGACGGGUGGAUUCGGACAGACGGACGUAGAGACAAAGGGACACACAUGAAUCACUUUAAAGCAUGAAAAGAAGAGCAGUAUGUGUUGCGUAGUCUAAACAAAAUUAUCGUUAGCACCAUCAACAACAUCAUCUAUUGGUUAUUAAAGCAUCAGUUUGCAGAGGACCGAGGUUUGUGUUGUUUUUCUCCAGAUGAGAUUAGUCAGCAGCGGACUAUCGAUUGGAACCACUGACACACGCUGUCCCCUAACACAGAUGCUUCUGUAUUAAUUUGUGAAGGACCGUUUGCAUCUGUUAGCCGAAGUGGAUUUUGAAAAUACUGAAACGAACAAAAAAGGUCCCCCUUUGUGAGACAACCCUGGUUUGCGAUGCCUAACUGAUUUGGUUUGACGUGGCUUACUUUACGUGAACAAAUAUGUCUUCUCCCGAUAAAAGUCUUCGUGCAGAUGCACAGAAUUUCUGUGACUCUUUGGCGAAUGUUUUUAUGAUGAAACGGCGAGACCCUCAAACACAGCGCCUUCUUGAAAAAUCAAAAACCCUCAUAGAGUCUCUUCUCAAGGAAACUCGUCCGAAAUCUGACCGUCCGGCAAUACCUCCAAAACCGGCGCGGACCGGAUCGAACGCAGGGAUGGGGCAGUUGUGGGUCAAGUUGGAUGAACUGAAACGGGAAAAUGACGAUUUGCGGCGGAAAAUGGCGAACAAGAAAGAAGACAAGAUGAGCCCGGGAAAAACACAGGGUCCAGGGGAAGUAAUUAUAUCCGAGUUGCACAAAUGUAAAACGGAGAACGAGAGCUUACGUUCGGAACUUGACAGAGCUCUGGAAAAUAUAAAGGAUGUUGAAAAAGUCAAUCUGACGCUGCAAGACGAGUUUAAAAGAACAAAAAUAGCAGGCGAGGUUGCAAGCGACACUCUGGAGAAAAUUCGAAAAGAGCGUCAAACGCUUGAAAGUUCGCUAAACUCAAUGAAAACAGAAAACGACUCGUUGAAAUUAAGAUUAACUCAAUCGGUUAAACCCAUGAAACGCCCCGACGCGCGACUAAUGGAAAACAUUCAAGAGCGGUGUCGGCCCACCACCGUUGCGCAUGCGUACUCUAACCUGGAGAGCCAAGAAUGGGUCGACGCCAAGGAGGCACUGGAGGAGGCCGGAUAUGUCGAUGACGUAUCGGUGAUGCGGUUCCUAGCCGAAGUUUUAAUGACGUGUUAUGCAGUUAGUUGUGAGUUGCUGUCAGAGGUCGAAAAUGGAAUUGCAGAAAUCAUCAAAAAUCCGACAAAAAUGACCUCAUACCUGGCGUCCCGGAAGGACCAGGAUCCGCUUCCGGAAGAGAUCCUCUCGGGUCUGAAAGAGAGUCUUCGACAGAACACCUGGGACGUGGACGUGGAGCCACUCGUAGAGAAAUGUUACGAGAAGCUCUCUUGCGAAGGAAAGUGGAACGAAUUCGAAGGUCACUUCAACAACAAGCGCAUGCACAACUACGUGACGCAGUGCGCGCGUGUCACGUGGCAGAUGGCGACACAGCAGACGACAAUGUGGCUGUGCACGCGGGACACUUGCCUCGACGAGGAGAAACAUAACCUGUGGUGGUCAUGUGAUAAGUCGGAAGCCAGUGUCGUUAAAUUCUUCGUUUGGCCGGCGUUGUAUGACUGUGAAAACGGAAAUCUGUUGGUCAAAGGAAUGGUGUAUGCUGAAGCAGAGUAGAACAUAAGCAUCAAGUAAACACAAUCGAGAAAUACUGAAAACUCAAGCUGGAGUUUAAAGAGACGAGUGUGUUUACUAACUGGUUAAAUACCUUAAAGCAGCAUUAAUGAAACCGAAUGUAGGAAAAAGUUAAUUGCAUUUAAAUUGACUCUUUUAACGGAUUUGAAAUAUAUUAAAUUAUUUUGAAUACGUUUUGUUUUAUAUAACAGUUUUUGUUUAUAACUCAAUAUCUUAAAACUUAUUGUGUACAUUUGAAAUGUUGGUGAACAUUUCAAAAAAGUUGUAUAAAAAUUAUUACAUCGUAAAUGCAUGCCCUUUAUGCAUGCACAGCUAAUUAAUGAAACAUUACACCAGACAUAGCAAAGAGGCACAUUGUUUUCCUAGAAACCUAUACAUUAUGUCGCCCCAUUGGCGCAAAAAGAUACCACGUACCUUCUAAUUUCAAUUUCACAUGGUACCUUUUUGCACCCAGGGGGGCGAUGUGUACAGCAUGGAAUUUAAAAGACAUUUUUUCAUAAUUCAACAUCUCUAUCUAAUAGCCCUUUUAACAUAUUAAGUAAAUCUCAAAGACUUACACCAAUGAGCAAUAUGGUUUAAAUUUUGCUUUUCAUUACUAUCUAAAUAUUCAUUUUUUGUUAAUUAUUAUGUACUAUUCGUCAAAAUUAAUUUCCCCUAUAAAUGAACA